Eremomyces bilateralis CBS 781.70 is the source of this 443-nucleotide messenger RNA. RefSeq lists its product as uncharacterized. Lineage: Eukaryota; Fungi; Ascomycota; Dothideomycetes; Eremomycetales; Eremomycetaceae. The transcript is spliced from 2 exons. The record is from RefSeq and is a predicted model, not a curated record. The coding region runs from base 136 to 351 and encodes 71 amino acids.
GAUCCCCGGUGCCCCACCUCCUGGCGUCACAGGUCAUUUCAGCAAACUUGGGGAGGGCUGUCAUCGUCAGCCCACUUGAAGUUGAGAUUGAUCCAUCUGCCUUUCAAUCAGCACGAUAUUCAACCCGCAGUUGCAAUGGGAGUAAGUCCAAGUCCCCUUUUUCCGAGACUCUUUCCGUUACCCCUCCUUCCCUGGUUCUUGGUACUUCCCAGCGCCGCAGAACACAAGCCAUGGAUAGACCCAUUCAUCGAGCCGAUCCUUAUAUACACAGUCGGCUCUGGCGGAAACCCCUCUCGCGCUCACGUUCCGAAUGUCGUGAAUGCCAUGACUGACGCUUUCCUCUCCAGUUAGCAUCCAAACUCGCAGCCGCGCAAGGAGGUGCGCCAGGAGGUGCACCACCGGGAGGAUACGGUGGAUAUCCAGGCGGACCUCCCCCUCCAGGC